UCUAAUUGUUGACAUGAGAUCAAGAAAUGAGGGACGACACGAGAUGUACGCAGAGUUUUGGGAUGAAGCAACAAAGUUCAUAGAAGAGAUGCAGCUAGCAACAGUGGACGACAGAAGGCAUGGUCAAGUUUGCCACAUGGCUCUCGCACUGUCUGUCCCAGACUUCAUCAAUCAGGUUUUCAAGAGGCUUCCAGAAGGAGCAAAGGUACCAUCUUCAACGUGGGUCAGCCUGCAGUUCUGGCCCAAAAACGCAUUUGUUGACAAAGCAAUCCGCUACACCGGAAGACUUGGAGUGAAAUACAUGGUGCAGAGUAGGCAGUUGAACCAUGAUCAUCCAGAUUGCCACUAUGCAGCUGCGGUAUUCCGGUACUUCAGAGAGUUUGCUGUCAUGUUCAGGCAAUCAUGUUCUGUCGUUUUUCUUGAUGACAAACAUGCCAUCAAAGUAGGUGAACCAGGUUUCCCUGUCGCUGCAGUGGAUCGUGGGAAAUCUGUACUAGUGGCAAAGAAUACAACAUUUGCAGUUGCAGACCAUGAUUUCACCAAGCUGAAGUUGACACCCAGUGUUAUCCUUGUGUCUGAUGUCCCAGAAAGUGCAGAUGACUCCUUCUAUCGUGGCAAAGUUUUCAUCGCUCUUAAGGACGCCACUUUCCAGUCCUCAUCUCCGAUCAGACAUCAGACGGAGCUAUACGAUGUGCUGAACCAGGCUGGAAAGCUUGGCCUACCAAUCCUGUUACAGUACAGUGAUGGAGGCCCUGAUCAUAGAGUGACUUAUAUGAGUGUUCAAGUGUCGCUGAUCUGUAUGUUUGUGAUACUCGACUUGGACAUGCUUGUCUGUGCUAGGACAGCUCCCCAGAACAGUUUUCGAAACCCAGUAGAAAGAAUCAUGAGUAUCAUCAACCUCUCCCUGCAGGCUGUUGGGAUUAUGCGUGAAAAGUUGCCACCAGAGAUGGAGAAGCUCAUGGAGGGUGUAAACAGCAUGAAAGAUGCAAGAGCACUGUCACAGAAAUACCCUGCAUUCAAGGAGGCUGUGGUUGCCAGCACAGAAAAGGUUCGCGCCAUGCUCAAUGAACUGUUCCAACGCCUGUGUCUAAAGGGUGAGCCUUUUUCCACAGUUGACCCUGCCACAGAUGAUGAAGUUGAGGAAAUGUGGAAUCUCAUCCUACUGAUCGACCAAACAGUUACGAAAGAAGACACAACAAAAGUCAAGAUGCAAGCUAAGAAGGACCUUGCUGGCUUCAUGCAGCAUUGCUGCAUUUCCAGGCACUAUUUCUUUUCAAUAAAGAAAUGUGGAAACAGUGCAUGCAAGUACUGCAAAAAACCACGACUUCCUCCUGAAAUGUUCAGCAGACUCAAGAACUUCCCUGAUCCUGUGAUAGAUGCAAGUGGUGAACACUUCAAGCAGUUUCAUGAGGUGUAUGGAACGGACACCUCAGAAAACCACAGGCCAAGCCUGAAUGCAUCAAGAACCACUGGUCAUGGAAUGCCUUUCAAUCCAUCGGCAGAGAACACAAGAGGCAUCGUGAUGUGUCUGGACUGUCGAAGACCAAGAACGAUUCACAGCUUGAAAGCUUUGACAACAAAACAGAAGACCCAGCUAGAUGGUCUGAAAGAAGAAUCGAUGUACACUUGUGGAGUGGCCUGGAUCACUGAGACACACCCACUACAUGACAUCUGUUUUGUAAACAGGGCAGUGACAUGCACUUCACCAGUAGCACAGUACUACUAUUCAGCCAGACUGAAGUCAGGGGUGAUGAAGACGAUGCUGCCUUUGGUGUGCUGGAACUGCGGUGAGGAGGAAACGCUGCCCAUACCAGCAGAGAAGACGGCUGCAUACCAGUCAAUAAAUCCUGUUUGUCAGGUGUGCCAGAGCCUUGGGGUGACUGAGAGAACAAGAGGGAAGAGGAAGAUGAAGAGGAGAAGGGAGGAGACAGAAGAAGAUGACAACUGAGACUAGUGAGAGAACAGUGUCAGGCCUGCAAAAAUGUGAAAGAAACAGGA
Branchiostoma belcheri (Belcher's lancelet) is the source of this 1998-nucleotide messenger RNA. RefSeq lists its product as uncharacterized. The record is from RefSeq and is a predicted model, not a curated record. The coding region runs from base 14 to 1948 and encodes 644 amino acids. Lineage: Eukaryota; Metazoa; Chordata; Leptocardii; Amphioxiformes; Branchiostomatidae. The transcript is spliced from 4 exons.